Molecule: messenger RNA, 2127 nt
Organism: Drosophila willistoni
Lineage: Eukaryota; Metazoa; Arthropoda; Insecta; Diptera; Drosophilidae
Exons: 2
Coding region: 112-1920 (602 amino acids)
Source: RefSeq, a predicted model, not a curated record
UUUUUUUUUUUUGCUUUUUACCAAUUUUUUCGUUUUGAGUGUGGUAAACUUGAAAUAAGCUUUUUUGCUUUUAAAAUAAAUUGUUUUAACAAAAUUGACAAAAUCCAAAAAAUGCGCCAAGCGGAGUCCUUUUUGCCGCCAGCUGGAGUCCUAGCCGGGGAUAAGAGACCAUGGGAGACGUUUGAUUGGCCAGCCGAGCGGCGACGCGGCAUCUAUCGGAGUUGGGGUCAAUAUUUUCGGAAUGCCAGGAUGAAUACGGCGGCCCAGAAGUAUUUUGACAAGUGCAUUGACGAGGACGGAAACGGAGGCCUGUCAAAGGGGGACGACUACUUGGCCCUGUAUUUGCGAAGUAAGUUCAAUCGGUCGGUGGCCCGAACCCAGGAGGCCUAUGAGGAUAGCCAGCAUGCGGCCCGGGUGGCUGGUCCAAACGAUGCUGGCAUCAAUACGGAACUGGCCGACACCGUGUACGAUCUGAAUCGGUUCGAGGACAACAAGCGGAUGCUGCACGACUUCGUGCGCAAAUAUGUGGGGACAUCGGUGAAGCCUUUGGAGCAUCGUUUGCGUAUUGUGAAUGAGAACUUCGAUGAUUGCAUGGGCGAUGAUAGCUUGGGCACUUUCUUGAUGGAGAACUCAGCGCAAUUGGGCGGAUGCUUUGAGCAGAUUAGUCGCGAGAAGUCGCCUCCAGAUUUGCGACCACGUUGGAAAAUUCUCAAAGAGCUCAACGAGUGCGAUGUCCAGAGUGUGUGCGAUAAGGAGGAGAAGCUGUUGUCCCCCUUGGAGAUGGCGCGACGCAAGCGUAAGACGAAAAUCUUCUAUCAAAACUAUUUGAAUCGAGCCUGGACGGAUAUAUUCUUCCUAAAAACCCUUCGCCAGAAUCCCAAUCUCCUGUUGGACAGAUAUUUUGGCUCGCCGACCAAGCGUGGCGAGUAUUUGAAUAGGUCGUUCGAGCGGGUAAAGAAGUUCACCAAAAUGUUGCAUUCCCGCAGUCCCAUGUACAAUGAGUUGCAUCAACGUCGCGGCAAUCCGCGGAUGAAGUCCCAGCUCCACGAGUCGAGUCUCUAUCGAGUGCAAUAUCAGACGAGACGCAAUAUGCAUAGCAUAUUGCGUACGAUCCGGGUCCUCAGGCAACAAGAGGACUCCAAGCGACUGAGGCGGUUCGUUGAGGAGGUGAUGGGCGACUAUGUGGCCAUUAAAACGACUCGCAUAAUGCCGUGGAAAAUUGAAUUCAUGAACGAGGUCUACAAUCAUUUGGCCUUGAGUCUGUGUGAGGAGUUCCGUUUGCCACCCACCAAGGUGACGCCCUAUGAUAAGAAUGCCAUGUGCCUGUUGCUCAAUAUUCCCAUCGUAAAGCCACUCGAUCAUCAGGAAUUUGUAUUCGGUGAUCGUUCAACAUAUGCCUAUUCCGAUGGUGUAUACACGGCCGAGCAGAAAGUUAGCACCAAACGUUCCAUCAAUCAUUUGGAGCGACGACUCGUUUUUGCCACUCUACCAAUCGAAAGGACUUAUCUCCUACACGAGCUAGCCGAUCGUCAUGUCCAACAGAAUCAUUUCGUGCAAUGUCUCUCCUAUGCCCAAAAGGCCAUCGAAGAGGCCGAACAUUGUAAUAGCAAAAUUUGGCAAUUCCUCAGCACCAUGCAAAUGGCCAAAUCCCAUGCGAUCCUUCACAAAUACGAACGGCAAACCGAAGUCCUGGACGCUGCCUACGACCUGGCCAAAGAGCUCAAAUCACCCAAAUUGUGCACAUUUAUUGAAUUGUGUCGCAUGCUCAACAAGGACUACAUCACCCUGAGAAAAAUGUCCCAACUGGUGGCCAGCAAACGUUUGCGUUACAAAAUGUCCAAUCGUUCCAGUGGCCUCAGCUCCUCGCAGCACUCCUCGCCCAGUAAUGCGUCCAUUGUAGUCCAAAAUAUCAUGGCUUGAUCCCCGUUUUUGUUCUCCUUUUUGUGGAUCCAAUGGGGAUGGUAAAAAAAUCAAUCAAUUAUCACAUUUGUUUGAAUUUUUUAUCGUCCUCAUUCGAUGCACUCGAGCAAAAUGGGUGACGUAGCAAGAGGAAUACAAAAAAUACUUUGCAAAACAACACAAAUUUUAUUCAACAAACUGAUAACAAAAAUUCAACAAAUUUUAACA